AUGUCUAAUAUAGUCAGAAGCCGUCGCAUUGACCCAAUUCAGUCAGAAAAUAGUCCAAAGAACCUCAACGGAUCUGACAGCCACGAUCAGUCAUCGUCAUUGCCUCGCGGAGGCACGGGAGAGGCGCCCAACAUGGCGUUGGAUGAAACAAUCAACAAGGGCGAUCCAGCGCCAGAUGACGAUGUAUCUGGAAAGAGUGGCCAUGCCCAAAGUCAAGAUAAUCCUAUUUCCUCUUCGGUCGAGGCUUGGAACAGCAAUGCAGAACCACCAAAGUUUUCGGUGCAAUCAAUAUCGACUUCUCCAGUUGAUCAGUCCAAAUCGAAUAAUCCUCCGAUCACAGAGGAUAUGGGAAUUCAAGAUAGCCAACCAGGCGUCGGAAGAAGGCCUGAUACACCGAUACCAGAGGACUUACAACAAGAAGAACCAUUUUCUUCUUACCUAAACGAAGAGGAUUAUGGCAGAGAAGAAGAUUAUGACCAAGAGCAAGACUAUGACCAAGAGCAAGAUGACGAUCAACAACAAGAUCACGGCAAAGAACAAAAGCAUGACAAAGCACAAAGGAACGGCAAAGCACAAAAGCAUGCCAAAAAACAAAAACCUAGCCAUGAUCCAACUGCAAGUGACCACUCAUCCCCUGACUCUACUGCCACAUACUCGAGUUAUCAAUGGUGUCCAGCACGAAGCUUCUUUAGAUUGUCACUUGCAGAUAUCAUAAACGAGAUACGAUUCGAGGAAGGUAACGGCGUAACUAUCUCCCUCGAGUGUACUAUUGGGAAAGAAGAUAUGGUAUAUCGACGAAAAGCUCGUACUGAAGAGAGGUUUCAUGUGGUACAGCAGAGGAUCAAACAUCUUAUUGACACAUUGAAAGAGAAAACUCCACCAAACAAGAAGGGAGAUCCAACCUUCGAGAUUAUCAUCGAAAGGCUUGGUCCAAGACGUUGGACUUCUUAG
Fusarium fujikuroi IMI 58289 is the source of this 951-nucleotide messenger RNA. RefSeq lists its product as uncharacterized. The transcript is spliced from 3 exons. NCBI's taxonomy places the organism in Eukaryota, Fungi, Ascomycota, Sordariomycetes, Hypocreales, Nectriaceae. The record is from RefSeq and is a predicted model, not a curated record. Bases 1 to 951 code for a protein of 316 amino acids.